AUGCUCUCCUCAUCGAAAAAAGACGCGAUUUCGGUGCUCAAAUUCUACGAAGCUUAUGAAGCAUUUUCGAGAUUAUGCCAUGAUUCGAAAUAUUCGAUUAGUAUCAAAUUGCAACCUGGAAUGGUGAUUUUCAUCGACAAUUUUCGAGUUUUGCAUUCGAGAACUGGAUUUGAGGUGAUUUUGGAGGAUUUUGGGAGAAAUUUUGAAAUUUUGAGCUGAAAAACUAAAAAAAAUUGAAUUUUCAAAAAUUCACUGUUUCAAAAUUUUCAUAAAAAUUUUCAAUUUUUUAAAUUUUUAAUGGAAGUUUUGACCAUAUAUUAGGAUAACUUUGUUCAAAAUUUGGCACCGCUCAAAAUAAAUCGAUGGCCUAGAAAAUCACCCUGUCGGAUCCUAGGCCACCAACAAUUUUUCUCCAAAAUUCAAAUUUCCAACGAAAAACCUUUUUUCUGAAUUUCGCCUGAAUCCUAUCAUUUUCCCUCUGACAAAGUCCAUGGCCUAGAAAACCACUUGUCGGAUUCUAGGCCACGCUAAAAUUUUUCCCAAAAAUUCAAAUUUUUCACAACAACCUUAAGGUUUUUGUGAACCUUAAGGUUUUUGUUAGAAAUUCCCUCUGACAAAAUCCAUGGCCUAGAAAACCGCUUGUGGGUUUCUAGGCCACGCUAAAAUUUCUCACUAAAAACCUAGUUUUCACCUGAAAUCUAUCAUUUUCCCUCUGACAAAAUCCAUGGCCUAGAAAACCAUCUGUCGGUUUCUAGGCCACCUCCAAAUUUUUCCCAAAAAUUCAAAUUUUUUACAAAAAAUCUAGAUUUCGCCUGAAUUCCCUGAUUUUCCAGCUCAAAAUAAACUGGUGGCCUAGAAAAUCAUCUUGUCGGAUUCUAGGCCACCUUCAAAAUUUUUUCAAAAUUCAAAUUUUUCACAAAAAAUCUAGAUUUCGCCUGAAUUCCCUGAUUUUCCAGCUCAAAAUAAAUCGAUGGCCUAGAAAACCAUCUGUCGGUUUCUAGGCCACCUCCAAAUUUUUCCAAUAAAAUCUAGUUUUCACCUGAAACCUAUCAUUUUCCCUCUGACAAAAUCCAUGGCCUAGAAAAUCAUCCUGUCGGAUCCUAGGCCACCAACAAUUUUUCUCCAAAAUUCACCCGGAUUUCGCCUAAAAGCCAAGCGAAUAAGAUUCCAUGGCCUAGAAAACCGCUUGUCGGAUCCUAGGCCACGCUAAAAUUUCUCACAAAAAUUCAAAUUUUUCACAAAAAACCUAGUUUUUACCUGAAAUCUAUCAUUUUCCCUCUGACAAAAUCCAUGGCCUAGAAAACCGAUUGUCGGAUCCUAGGCCACCAUCAAUUUUAUUCAAAAUUCACCCGGAUUUCGCCAAAAAGCCUAGCGAAUAAGGUUUCAUGGCCUAGAAAACCAUCUUGUCGGAUCCUAGGCCACCUUCAAAUUUUUCUCCAAAAUUCACCCGGAUUUCGCCCAAAAGCCACGCGAAUAAGAUUCCAUGGCCUAGAAAACCAUCUUGUCGGAUCCUAGGCCACCUCCCCUCAAAUUCUAGGCCAUCUUCCCAUUUUUUCAGGGCUAUCGACGAAUGUGUGGCUGCUAUUUAUCACGAGACAAUUUCUACGCAAAAUCUCGACCAAUUUUAAUUAAUUAA
Caenorhabditis angaria is the source of this 1636-nucleotide messenger RNA. The record is from the annotation of a GenBank genome assembly. NCBI's taxonomy places the organism in Eukaryota, Metazoa, Nematoda, Chromadorea, Rhabditida, Rhabditidae.